AUGAAUUCAAGUUUGAAUCGAAAAGAUAUCGAAGACUUCUGGAGACGUUCCAAUUCGAUUUGUGAUCAGGACCCACCAUCGGAUCCAGAAAGUCUCCAGGUACAAGUCAGACGUAUGAGCUUGGCGGACUUCACCGGAUUGGCACCACAACAGAAAUUGACAGACAUCGAGCCACCAACCUGGAAAUCGUCUAGCUCCCAAUCAUCCCUUCUCAACUCGUUCUCGACUCGCCGUCGUUCAGUACUAUCUAAUGAUGUUCUCGACUCACCAUCUAGACGUCUAUCACCGAGAAUUGAGGAGGAGAUGGAUGUUCACACUGCUAUUCAGAGACUCCGUUCAAUCGAGACGAAAAGUGCCGAACUGAAACCGUGUGAUCCCCCAUCGACAGCCACCGCCGACGACGUUGCAGCUGAAAAAAAACAGGCGAAUGACUCGAUUCAUCGUAUUCAAGCAGCCGCCCGUCAACUCAAUCAGUAA
Caenorhabditis remanei is the source of this 477-nucleotide messenger RNA. RefSeq lists its product as uncharacterized. NCBI's taxonomy places the organism in Eukaryota, Metazoa, Nematoda, Chromadorea, Rhabditida, Rhabditidae. Bases 1 to 477 code for a protein of 158 amino acids. The transcript has 4 exons. The record is from RefSeq and is a predicted model, not a curated record.